This is a messenger RNA of Monodelphis domestica (gray short-tailed opossum), 958 nucleotides long. It is a transcript of the gene MGST1, whose product is annotated as microsomal glutathione S-transferase 1. Gene Ontology annotation, molecular function: glutathione transferase activity. The record is from RefSeq and is a predicted model, not a curated record. NCBI's taxonomy places the organism in Eukaryota, Metazoa, Chordata, Mammalia, Didelphimorphia, Didelphidae. Gene Ontology annotation, cellular component: mitochondrion; membrane.
AUCUGGCCUCCAGGCAGCUCUGAAUAAGGGGAGGAGUCAAUCAGCCAUAAGAGUAUUGUGAAACUGAAGCCACAAGCUCAAAGUUGGUGAAACUCGCUGGAGAAAGGACUUCAGUAGUACUCAAGUUACAAAAUGGCUGAAAUUCCCCAGCUGAGUGACAACAAGGUUUUCAUGGCUUUUACCUCCUAUGCAACCAUUAUCCUUUUAAAAAUGAUGAUAAUGAGUAUUUUAACAGGAUUCAUGAGAGUAACAAAAAAGGUUUUUGUCAACCCAGAAGAUGCUUUGUCCUUUGGCAAAGGGGAGAAUGCUAAGAAGUUUCUUCGUACAGAUGAUAGAGUUGAACGUGUGCGUAGAGCUCACCUGAAUGACAUUGAAAAUAUCGUUCCAUUCUUUGCCAUUGGCCUCCUGUAUUCACUGAGUGAUCCAGACUUCUCCACAGCCUUAUGGCACUUCCGGAUCUUUGUUGCAUCUAGAAUCUACCAUUCAAUUGCAUAUUUGACACCUCUUCCACAGCCGAACCGUGGGAUAGGUUUUUUUAUUGGCUGUGGAGUUACUUUUUCGAUGGCAUUUAGAUUGUUGAAGAGUACAUUAUACCUGUAACAGACAUCAUCACAAAGUUCAACCUUUAGGUUACCCUUUUACUCCAAAUUGUAAUUCUUCUUAAUCUUAAAUGCAUAAUUUUUACUUUGGGGUUAAAAGUAGAAAUAGAGGAGAGAAUUAUUUUGAAUACCACCAUUAAUGGCAUCUUUGAUUCUAGAUUAGCAUUUUUAUUGGAGAUUUUCCAUGACCCUUCAUUUUUUAUUGUUUUGCUUUAAUAUCAGAUUGAUGAAUUUAAAACAUUGCAAGUAUGGCAUGACCUUUAACUUUUUAAACUUUUUCACAUACAGUGUAAUGAUUUUUGUUUGAGUUACAUUGCUAUUAAAGCCGAAGUAUGCCAAUAAAGAACUAAAAAAAUAAA